CAGACAGAGAGAGAGAAAGUGAAGAGAGGGAAAACACACGGACCACAGUGUUGUUGUCUGUGCCUGCCUGCCAGUUGCACAGAGAAAAGGGCUCUAUUGAAGCUCACCGAAACCAAACUAAGCAGCACUUCAAAUCAGCUUUUAUGAGUGGAUAAGUUGAUUGCUGACAGUUUAAAGAAGAGGAGGAAUUUUGACUGCUUGCUAUCCCUCAACACUGUUUGUGGAAUCUUCCUAAACUAUACCCAAGUAAGAUGGACCAGCCACUCGUAGAAGAUGUCUUGUCCCAGGGCCAGUUAAAGGCUUUCUUCUCCUACUACAAGCUGAAAGCCUUGCUGCCUGUCCUCUCGUGGUUGCCCAGGUACAACCGUAGGUGGCUCCAGAUGGACCUAAUUGCAGGGCUCACUGUAGGACUGACUGCUAUACCACAGAGCCUUGCUUAUGCAGAGGUAGCUGGUCUCCCUGUGCAGUAUGGCCUGUAUUCUGCCUUCAUGGGGGGGUUGAUCUAUGCACUUCUGGGGACCGCCAAGGAUUUGACACUGGGGCCCACAGCCAUCAUGUCCCUCUUGUGUUCAUCUGUGGUGGGGGGGAAGCCUAACCGGGCCGUCCUUCUCAGUCUACUCUGCGGAGCAAUUCAAGCUGCUAUGGCUCUACUGAGAUUAGGGUUCCUUUUGGACUUUAUUUCUUUCCCUGUAAUAAAAGGCUUCACAUGUGCUGCUGCAAUUACCAUAGGCUUUGGCCAGGUCAAGAACAUAUUGGGGCUCAAAGGUGUUCCCCAGCAGUUCUUCUUGGAGGUUUACUACACGUUCUACAAGAUUACAGAGGCCAGGAUAGGUGAUGUUGUCCUGGGCCUGAUCUGUCUAGUACUGCUGCUCAUGUUGGCGUUGAUGAAGAAAAACCUGGGGUACUUGUCUGAGGAGUCUCCCACCUAUUCCAGAGUCGCAAAGGGAAUGGUGAUGGGCGUUGCCACUGUACGUAAUGCCCUGGUGGUGGUCGCUGCCUCCUGCAUCGCAUACUCCUGGGAUGCUUACGGUUAUCAUGUCUUCACUCUCACUGGAGAAACCUCCAAAGGCCUACCACCCCUCAGGCCCCCGCCUACCUCAGACACAAUGGCUAAUGGUACGGUUGUCUCCUUUGGAGAAAUUGUAGAGGAUUUUGGAGGAGGGCUUGCUGUCAUUCCUUUAAUGGGUCUGCUGGAGAGCAUUGCCAUCAGCAAAGCUUUUGCCAGUCAGAACAACUAUAGGAUUGAUGCCAACCAGGAGCUGUUGGCUAUUGGUGUGACCAACAUAAUGGGAUCUUUUGUGUCUGCCUACCCGGUGACUGGCAGCUUUGGGAGGACAGCGGUGAACUCUCAGACAGGGGUGUGCACCCCAGCAGGAGGGAUCAUCACUAGUUUGAUAGUGUUGCUGUCCCUGGCAUUCCUGAUGCCAGCAUUCUACUACGUUCCUAAAGCUUCUCUGGCAGCAGUUAUCAUCUGUGCCGUAGCUCCCAUGAUAGACUACCAUGUGGUGGCUAAGAUAUGGAAAAUACGCAAGCUGGACCUGCUGCCUUUCUGUGUUACGUUCCUGGUGAAUUUCUGGGAGGUGCAGUAUGGCAUCAUAGCAGGGGUUGCUGUUUCUGGAGUCAUGCUGCUCUACAACAUAGCCAGACCCGGGUUAAAGAUUUCAGACCAUGGCAUACUUGUGAUGGAGCUGGGCAGCGGACUCACAUUUCCUGCCAUGGAGCACCUCAGCCACAUCGUACACACCCAGGCUCUGCAAGCUUCUCCUCCGCGGCCAGUGAUCCUGGACUGCAAUCAUGUGAGUGCCAUCGACUACACAGUGGUCAAUGAACUCAGAGACCUGCUGAGACAAUUCAAACUACAAGGAGUGUGCCUGAUUUUCUCCAGACUGCAGCCCUCGAUCCUGAAGGUCGUUCUCUCAGCUGAUCUUCCCAGUUUGAGGCACACAGAUAGCAUCGAGGCAGCAUUGCAGAUCCUGUCUGGUAACCUCCUCAAUGACUGGCACAGCGACAUUGACGGGUCCAGCAGUUCUUGACGCUGAACAGAAGCAUUCAAGCAAAGGACCAUGCCAUUACAGUUUACAUCAGGGCCAAUCAGAGCAGAUUGGAGCUCAAGAGGGACGACCCGUGUCCUCAAUGAGUAGCUGUCGAGUUGUUUAGUGACUCCCAGUUGCUGAGCAAAAGCAUUCUUCAUGUACCAAUUAACGAAAACCCCAGUUGUUUGCACUUUAAAGAUCUUUACAUAAUCUAAAUUGUAUAUCUGGGAACUUCCAAAUUAUUUUGGAUUCAUUUUGGCACUGGUUUAGACACUACUCCAUUAUUAUUGUGCAACAGAAUUGCACCCAAAUGACAUUAUUGUCUUUUGUAGCUUUUUUUUAGGACUUAGAUUUCUUGUGAGUCGUCUAAGGAGUUAUUGUCAUUUUCCUUUCAUCAAGAUAAUAUAAGCCAUAUGAAACCCAGCAGAAAAAUUUAAGCAAGGAAAUUUCCCAGAAGGAAAAUUCUCACAGAAAUUAAGACUUGGAUUAAGGCAAGGAUAAGAUCCAAAACAUGCCUCUCGUCUCAGAAACAACAAAAGAUGCACUCUGUUUUUUAUUUUUAUUUUUUAAUAUCUUUUUAUAACCAAAAUGGAUGGCGGCGGUGCAACAAAAUAAAAACUCUUCUCAGGAAGUGAUUGUAAACAAAUUAGGAAAGACAUUUAAGAAUAACACAGGAUAGAGUAGAAAGGAUGGAAAUUUACACAAAUGAGACUAACACGUAUAACAACAUCUAACAUUGUGGGUUACAUCACUAUGGCUGAAUGAUAUAUCCGCAUAUUUAGCUAGAGAGAUGUAAUGUUAAAAUUUCUGCAGUUUUUUAAAAUAUUUUUAAACGACCGAUCCUUUGAGGCAGUUGGCAAAAAAGUCCCAACAGCCAUGAUAGUAUAGUUAUUGUUCCCUCCUCAAAUCUGGCCUUUAACUUUUCCCUUUCUUUGUUUUCUCAUUCUGUAUGAAAGGUAUAUACUAUAUUCCAAGGUAAGAUUUUAUAUGUCUCUUUACAUAUGUACGUUUGUGUGCAUCUUCAGGGACGGAUUAAACCAAUCUGGGGCCCGGGGCACAAUAAUUCACGGGGCCCCCCUAUAACAACACCAGAGAGUCUGAAUGCAAUUUCACCAAGCAGUUUUGAUUAGUCUUGUGACUUACUGUAAUCACCGGAAACAACGCAACGCAUGUGAUAUUAUUAAAGGACCUACAAAACGUUACAUUAUUAUUUUUAUUGUUGUUGUUGUUGCUAUUAUUUCACCCGUCACCAGCUCUAACUGCUAAGGCGCGCAAACGUCACGUUAACGUUACCUCCCAGAAUGCAUUGAAUAUGUAAGGGAUGCUGUACAGUGAGCUGGUUAUUAUUACGAAAUA
Lampris incognitus (smalleye Pacific opah) is the source of this 3389-nucleotide messenger RNA. It is a transcript of the gene slc26a11, whose product is annotated as solute carrier family 26 member 11. Gene Ontology annotation, biological process: transmembrane transport. Lineage: Eukaryota; Metazoa; Chordata; Actinopteri; Lampriformes; Lampridae. The transcript has 14 exons. Gene Ontology annotation, molecular function: sulfate transmembrane transporter activity. Bases 252 to 2033 code for a protein of 593 amino acids. The record is from RefSeq and is a predicted model, not a curated record. Gene Ontology annotation, cellular component: membrane.